Messenger RNA from Mauremys mutica (yellowpond turtle), 1178 nucleotides. RefSeq names its product coiled-coil domain containing 153 (gene DRC12). The record is from RefSeq and is a predicted model, not a curated record. Lineage: Eukaryota; Metazoa; Chordata; Testudines; Geoemydidae. The transcript has 7 exons. The coding region runs from base 156 to 875 and encodes 239 amino acids.
ACUUCAGUGGAGUUAUUUCACUUUACACAAGAGAGAUCAGAAUCAGAGCCUAAAAGUGGGACGGAGGAGAACUGCAUGCAAUGAGCUGGGGAGGCUGAAUGCAGAGACAGUUGCUCUGAAGCAAAUGCCUGAGGCUAGGGGAAAAAACGCAAACAAUGGCCCCCAGGAACAGAGGGAAAGGGAAGAAAGGAGGGAAACAGAAGAAAAAGAAGAAUGUGGCAGAAAAUGAAGUGGAGGAGAAAUACAGGAAAGCAGCCCUGGAGGUCGACAUCCUCAAAGAGCACCUAGCCCUCCGGAGGGACGUGGCCAGGCAGGCGAAGGAUGACAGCGAAGGACUCAAGCAGAGGCUGCUGGAGCUGGAGCAGGAGCUGGAGAUGUCGCGGGACGACAAGAAAGACAUUUACGAAGAGAUGAUCCGGCAGUACCAGGAGCUCCAGCGGCAGACAGAGACCCGCAUACAGCAACUGGAGACGGAGACAAAGCAGCUACAGGAGCAGCUCGCUGUGACGUCCAGGCUCCUGUGCUGGGCUCUGCUGCCUGCCAUCCCCUGCAGCUAUUCAGCAUUCCAACUCCACUGCCUUCCUCCUCUCACUGCCUGGUGUCUCUCCCUGGCAGCAACGUGCCGUGAGGAUAUCCAGCAGGCCCGGGCAGAGAGAGAGCAGGUGCUGGGGGAGAAGGACCAGACCAUUGCCGAGCUGCAGGGCAAAAUCAAUGCCAUGGAGACAGAGUAUGAAAAGAUCCUGCACGGCAGCCUGGACCGAGUCCUUUCCAAGCUGGCAGCCGCCCAGGGCUGCUGGGAGAAGGAAGCCACAGCCAUGCACAUGGAGCACAAGGAGAGACUGCGAGAGUUCGGGCUCAAUCCCCUGGAGAUCUAGGGCCCUGGUUUACGCUGGGGCAAGGGGCCAGGUAGACGCCCCACCAUGGCCAACCACUAACCCCUCAGCAGUGGCAGCUGGGAUGUUUUGCCCGACAGGGCCAGCAGAUAUUCUCCUAACUGGAGGGAGUGUGGGGGGAAGGGGGACUUAGCUCUAGGGGAAGGAGCUGGAUCAACAGCCCUGGAGACUGGUGUCCUCCAGCCCCAGUGCAGCUCUCUCGACCCCAUGCCCAGCUCACCUUGGCCUGGGCCCCCCAGCUAGAGAACAGUUCAGUCUCCCUGCCCCCUUUGCUCCUUGGCUUCU